Aspergillus wentii DTO 134E9 is the source of this 1194-nucleotide messenger RNA. RefSeq lists its product as uncharacterized. The coding region runs from base 1 to 1194 and encodes 397 amino acids. The transcript is spliced from 6 exons. The record is from RefSeq and is a predicted model, not a curated record. Lineage: Eukaryota; Fungi; Ascomycota; Eurotiomycetes; Eurotiales; Aspergillaceae. Gene Ontology annotation, cellular component: membrane.
AUGGCACCUCCCGCAACAGACGACACCCUCCUCUCCCCCAAGGAGCUGGACAAUGGCAAGGGCGGCUUCGCCUUUGCACAUGAGGACAUGAUAUCCCUCAUGCGGUAUGUCUGGGAAGGCUGUCUGCUACCGCAAACGCCUGAUAGUUAUGCCACGACUUUUGGGUUCCAGAUAUCGGACUUGAACAAGGAUGUUUCAGCCGAGCUGGACUCAAUCAUUGGUUCCUAUGGCGAGAUCCGAACCACCACGACCGAGUUCCGCGACAAGACCUGGCCGGCUGUUGUGGAUCUGGCAGCUCAGAUCAGAGACUAUGCAGGCAAUGCAGGCGGUACAUUGGAUUCAUCCUACUACAAGGCCAUCCUGGACUGGGUCAAGGAAUACUGCACCACUAAGGAUGACAGCAAGAAGGCUGAGCUGAAGGCGAACAUCAGCGCAGUCGUCAAGGACCAGCUGGCCUCCAUUGACAAAUUGUCCACGAAUGUCAAAUCCACCAAAGAGACUCUGAAAGAAUUUGACACUAAAACUCAAACCCAAAGUGCCGCGCUGAAUAACCACAAGAGGAAAGUCAUGGAUCUGCUGGGUGGAAGUGAAGGACGGAUUGCGGCUCUCCGGAAACAGAUCAAGACGAACCAAGACGACCUGCAAAAGGAUAAGGACGACUAUGACUAUGAUAUGACCGUCAUGUACGCCCAGAUCUCCUAUGCCUGGAUCCCCAUCAUCGGCAAUAUUCCCGGCGCCAUCACAAUGGGAGUCUUCGCCGGCAAAGCCGCUGCAAUGAUGGACACCAUCCACAAGCUCGAAAAGACAAUCAGCGACGAGCAGGCCGAAUUGGCCGCCGACAUUAAGCUGGACACCGACAUCCACCGCAUGGAUGCGAGCCUUCAAAACCUGGUAACGAUGAUCAAGGGGGCCAUCACAGCUGUCGGUAAAAUCGAAGGUGCCUGGGAAAUCAUCGGAGGCGAUCUCCAGGGAAUCCACGAUCUGGUCAAGAAUGACGGCAAGCAUCCACUCAACGAAGUAAUCGCCAGAUUGGACGGCAAUAAGAUUGUUGAGAAGUGGAACGGAGUGCACGACUACACCACCAAAUACGUCAACACCGCGUUCAUCAGUGAGGUUGAAACCAAGGAUAUCAACCAGUAUCUCAAAGAGCUAGAGGAUGCGAUCAAGAAGAACACUCCCUCAAAGCAUGACUAA